AUGCGAGUGAAGACGGUAAUAAGGGGUAAGAGGACGGCAGGAACCGUGCACUACUGCCCAAAAUGCGCCCAUGAGCAGGUGCCCGGGAGCGAGAUCGAUAUCUUCCCCCCUCACCGCCAACACCCCGGAGGGAUCACGGUGUCGCUGAACAAGCGCGGACGAUGGGACUUGCUGAAGAGCCUGAAGAGCCUGAAGCAGAACAAGGGCGAAAAGAAGAAGGACCCGCGCGACAAGGCACCGCAGUACUUCGACACCCCCAAGGGCACCUCCGCCUGUGCGGGAGGACCCGACCCCGAGCCGCGCGACAAGCGACCGGCCUUCCUUCACAAGAUCCGGCCGAGUAUGGUGGAGCUGAGCCGUGACGAGGUGAUGGAGGUGCUGCCCGAGAGCGACUGGGCGUACCUGGCCGACGAGCGGGGCAACGUGGCAGAGCAGUGGCUGUGCUUCUUCACCAAGCAGGGACACAGCGCCGAAGUCUACAGCGACGUCGCGGCCUGGGACUACAUCGAGGCCAUGAGCGAGGAGGACAAGCAGAGCUAUGGCACGUCCGCCACCACCCACUGCUCUCGCCUGCGAGAUAGAUCGAGCAAUGACAACGCCGAGAAGAAGGGCACGCUGUUCCAGUGCCCGGACCACGGCUCCAACAUAGAGCGCAAUCUGCGACCGGCGGCCAAGGCGCGGGGCAAGAGCAAGGGCGCCACCAAAGAGCGAACGCGAGACAGGGCCGCCUCGCUCAACCCCUCCUCUUCAUUUUGA
Acanthamoeba castellanii str. Neff is the source of this 756-nucleotide messenger RNA. RefSeq lists its product as uncharacterized. The transcript has 4 exons. The record is from RefSeq and is a predicted model, not a curated record. Bases 1 to 756 code for a protein of 251 amino acids. NCBI's taxonomy places the organism in Eukaryota, Discosea, Longamoebia, Acanthamoebidae.